Molecule: messenger RNA, 3049 nt
Organism: Spizellomyces punctatus DAOM BR117
Lineage: Eukaryota; Fungi; Chytridiomycota; Chytridiomycetes; Spizellomycetales; Spizellomycetaceae
Product: OPT family small oligopeptide transporter
Exons: 3
Coding region: 471-2876 (801 amino acids)
Biological process (GO): transmembrane transport
Molecular function (GO): oligopeptide transmembrane transporter activity
Source: RefSeq, a predicted model, not a curated record
UUUGGAACUAGAUUUAUUCCGUGUUCUUGGAAUCAGAAAGGAGGGGUGUUAUCUCUUGAAAGUGUUCUUUCCUUCCUUGUAGAAAUUUACUUUGGUUUCGCAGAACUUUGAGCGCAAAAUAGAAAUCGCGGGUGGAUAGUCGGGAAUAAACUGCCCAAUUUGUUUGGUUUUUCCUGUUGUUCUUGCGCUCAAGUGAUCUGUUGGCGACGUUUUCUCUGUCCGCGAUUACACACAUAGCGUCAAAUGGAUAGGCAAUCACAAAACAACAGAGAUUGGGUGAUAGGAAAGGUCACAAUGGGCGGAGGAGGAAAAAAUGAGCGUGUUACAAUUCCCAUCUCUCUGGGGGGGUUGCCUGCCGGUAUUAUAAAGGGCAUCCGUUAGAGGUCCUCCCCUCUUGUCGUUAGUGACUAUCUAGCCUCAUUUCCGCCCCCGCCCAACUUUUCUAACGACCGCCAAAAGUUGUUUCCCCUAUGGCCGACGACGCGGGUCUUACUCACCGGCGUUCCGGCGAGAACGUUCAAGUUACUACCGAAAGUAAAGUCGCCGACGAACCUGUCACCAAGCCACGAGAUGAUCCUAGUAAGCACGAUCCCACCUACGUUCCUAACGAGAAGGGCGGGAUUGAAAGUGGCAACAUCGAGUUCGAUGAAGAGGAUCCGGAUGAUGCCAUCGCCAAAGCCAUCAACUCUGUGGUACCGCAAACAGACAACCCAGAAGACCCUGUUACCUCUUUCCGCGCUGUGCUGCUUGGCACAUUCUUUGGUCUGUUGCUCUGUAUCGCCAACAACAUCAUGGCUUUCCGGCCAGUAGCCGUUAUCAUUCCUCCCACCAUUGCCACGCUCUUGUCCUACCCCAUGGGUUUAUUCCUGGCUCGCACGCUCCCCACCACCAAAUACAAGCUGUUUGGCCGUUACGAUUUCACUUUUAACCCUGGUCCCUUCAACAUGAAGGAGCACGUCAUCAUCACCAUGAUUGCCAGUGCCGCCGGCGGUGGUACAAGCGGUAUCCCGUAUGGAAUGGACAACGUCGUCUCUCAAAAAUGGAUCGCGAGGCAGCCGGUUAAAUACAUCGACGCAUUCGCCUGGGUAGUCUGCACGCAGAUGAUGGGUUUCGGGUUCGCUGGUCUGCUCCGUCGUUUUAUCGUGUGGCCACGAGAGAUGAUAUGGCCCGGAAAUUUUGCCCAGCUCGCUCUGUUCGCCAGUUACCACAAGAAAGAUGACGAGCUCCUCAAAAACACCAGCGCCGCCUCAAAGUACAAGCUGUCCCGUUACACCUUCUUCUGGAUAGUCGCUGCCUGCGUCUUUGCCUACCAGUGGCUCCCGCUCUACAUGUUCACCGCCCUACAAUCGGUUAGUUUACUCUGCUUCUUCAGCAAGAAUAUGUUGGUAAAGCAGUUGGGAUCGGCCAACCGAGGAUUGGGUUUCUUGACUUUCACCUUUGACUGGGAAUACAUCACCAGUACCUGGUUGACUACUCCUUUCUGGGUCGCUGCUACAAUGGUUUUGUCACAAGUAUUCUGGAACUGGAUUGUCACUCCUGCGGUGCACUUCUCCGGUAUCCUCACCGGAUCACGACAAAAUGUUGUUCCUUUUGGCGCCUUACCCGGGGAAUUCGAAGCCAUCAACAGCUCUGGAAUGUUUGACAAGGACGGCCAGCUUAUUCCAAAGUCGAAACUUUACAACCCCGAUUUCACGACCAACCAGACCUUUGUCGAAGCUCAUGGUCCAUUCCGUAUUACACCGUACUUUUACAUGGGCUACGUGAUGAGCUUCUUCAACCUCAGCGCUGUUCUGGUCCAUAUUUGGCUGUGGUACGGUCCUCAAAUAAAGCGCCAACUUCGCCAAAUGAUCAAAAGCGAAGGCCGCGAGGGCAACGAUCUCCAUAACCGUCUUAUGCGCUCAUACCCUGAGGUCCCGGAGUUGGUGUACGUCGGCAUUGCGGUCCUGUUCUUUGUCGGUAUGCUCUGUGUCGGACAGUUCACUGUGUUUGACAUGCCUUGGUGGUCCGUGAUCCUGGCCACCUUUAUCACCAUGAUCUUCAUUGUCCCUAUCGGAAUCGUGCAAUCGGUAACUGGCAUCCAGAUCGGAUUGAACGUUGUCACCGAGUUCAUCAUCGGUCUUAUUCUCCCGGGCCACACCAUCACUGUGAUGUGCUUCAAAUCAUUCGGCUACAACAUCAUGAUCCAAGCUAUGCAACUGACGAGCGACUUGAAGCUGGGUCACUACCUUCACAUCCCACCAUGGCACAUGCUGUUCACUCAGCUGUACGGCACUUUACUGCAGGGCGUCUUCGCCACGUUGAUGAGUUUGUGGAUUAUCGACAACUGGGGUCCGGACGGAAGCGACCGCCUUGGAAAGGGUGAUUGGGCUGCGCAAAGUUACAAGCUUUUCUUCAAUGCGGGAGCCAUUUGGGGUGUCAUCGGUCCCAAGGACUUCUUCAGCGGCGCUUACUCUGGCAUCUACUGGGCUUUCCUAGCUGGCGCCAUCUGCCCCGUUCUGCCGUGGCUCGGUAACAAGUAUUACCCAUCCCGCUGGUGGAUUUUCAUGAACUUCCCCAUCUUCUCUGCCUCCUACGGAAGUUGGGGAGCCGGUCUGCCUUCCAACUUCGUGUGGACGACCUUCAUUGUCUCCUUUACAUUCCAAUUCUAUCUGUACCGGCGCAAGUAUGACUGGUGGGCAAAGUACAACUACGUUUUCGGCGCAGCGGCGGACGUUGGUAUGACUGUCGCUCUUAUCAUUAUUGCCUUCUUCUCUGCGUCUGUUGCAUUCCCGAUUUGGAAGGGUAACCCAGACCUCAAUGCUGGCUACGACAAUGACUGGUAUUGUACGGAUACCACGGAGUACGGUCAAACUCCACAGGAAAUUAUCAACCCGUAAAGGAGGAACUUUACCCCACUGCUUUUUCGGGCGCCGGGCGGGCCCGUUUAGUCUCGAGUCUAGCAUUUUCCUCCAUUUAAUGACCUUGUCGUCUCUAUGAAGUAGUGUAGCUCAAUGUGCCUCAAAGUGUAUAUAGCGGCUUGCGUCGUGCAAUAUAAUUGAUUGCCUCACCC